Molecule: messenger RNA, 936 nt
Organism: Scheffersomyces stipitis CBS 6054
Lineage: Eukaryota; Fungi; Ascomycota; Pichiomycetes; Serinales; Debaryomycetaceae
Gene: GCN3
Product: translation initiation factor eIF2B subunit alpha
Exons: 1
Coding region: 1-936 (311 amino acids)
Biological process (GO): translational initiation
Cellular component (GO): eukaryotic translation initiation factor 2B complex
Molecular function (GO): translation initiation factor activity; guanyl-nucleotide exchange factor activity
Source: RefSeq, a predicted model, not a curated record
AUGAGCGACGCUUUUGAUAUCACAAAAACGUAUCUCCAGUUUUUGGAAGAUGAUAGAGAUUUGACAAUGCCCAUCGCAGCCAUCGAGUCGCUAGUCACUAUGCUCAGAGUUAAGCAGCCUUCCACAUCGUCAGAAUUGAUCAACUUGGUCAAGUCUAACAUCGACACGUUGAAGUCGUCUAUUCCCAACGCCAUUUCGCUUUCAGCUGGUUGUGAUUUGUUCAUGAGAUUUGUAUUAAGAAACACCAACUUGUAUUCUGACUGGGAGUCUUGUAAGAAGAACUUAGUGGAAAAUGGCCAGCUUUUCGUUCAAAGAGCCAAAGAAUCGAGAAACAAACUGGCUGAAUAUGGUCUUCCUUUCAUCAAGGAUGAUGAUACCAUCUUGGUGCACUCGUUUUCACGUGUAGUAUAUACGUUGUUGAAGAAGGCUAAGACCGAGCGAUUAGUUCGUUUCAGAGUCAUAGUCACGGAGUCCAGACCUACUGGUUUGGGAUUCUACAUGGCCAAAAAGUUGCGUGAAGCCGAGAUACCAGUGGAAGUAAUAGUAGACAACGCAGUAGGGUACAUUAUCCACAAAGUCGACAAGAUAUUGGUUGGUGCUGAGGGCGUAGCUGAAAGUGGAGGAAUCAUCAACCAUAUUGGUUCGUACCAGAUCGGAUGUUUGGCCAAAGUCAACAACAAGCCUUUCUAUGUAGUCACUGAGUCACACAAAUUCGUCAGAUUGUUCCCAUUGGCUCCAAACGAUUUACCAACCAGUGUCAGAAACCUUUUGUCAGAAGCUGAUGAAAAGGAAAAGAACCCAGACGACCAAAGCAUAUUGAACGAGCACAAGCUCGACUUUACUCUGCAUGAAUAUAUCACUGCAUUGAUCACUGACUUGGGAGUAUUGACGCCGUCAGCUGUGUCUGAGGAGUUGAUCAAGGUGUGGUACGAUUAG